AUGGGAGUCUCUACCGUAACCUCGCUGUCCAUUGUGUCAGUAUUCCUCUUCAUCGCGUACAAGACAAUCAUAUACCCGGCUUUUCUGUCCCCAUUGUCGAAGAUACCAAAUGCACAUUGGUCAGCCUCGGUAUCUCCUGCCUGGAUACUCUGGAAGAGAUUCAGGAGUCAAAACAAUCGGACAAUUCAAGCCGCCCAUGAAAGACUUGGACCCAUUGUUCGGCUGAGUCCGUCCGAGAUCUCGGUGAACUGCGUUGAAGGAGGGAUCAAGACCAUUUAUACCGGAGGCUUCGAGAAGCAUGAUUGGUAUCCCCGUGUAUUUGGGUCAUUUGGUACUGUCAGCAUGUUCACUAUGACGGGGAGCAAAGACCACUCGGUUCGCAAGAGGAUGAUCUCAAACAUUUACAGCAAGUCGUUUCUACAGUCGUCUCCUCAUAUGCGUAUCAUUUCAAAGACAAUGAUCUACGACCGUCUUCUCCCAAUCCUAUAUGAAGCAGCCACUUCCGACACUCCAGUUGAUGUUCACGAUCUCAACCAAGGGUUAACAAUGGACUUUGUUUCUGCAUACCUAUAUGGCCUGAAGAACGCCACGAAUUUCCUCCAGGACACAUCUUACAGGCAAAGGAUGAUUUACCUUUAUCAAUGCAGAAAGCCGUUUGAGUUUUACCACCAAGAAGUCCCCAACCUGAUCUCGUGGGCGAAGUCCGUGGGCAUCCGCCUGAUACCGCGCUGGUGUGACCAGGCCAACGAGAUCCUUGAUACUUGGGCACUGGGGCUCUGCGACAAGGCAGAGGCAUGCCUGAGCUCGACCAAGCUCGAAGAUGAGCCCACUGUAUAUAGGCAACUCAGACAGACUAUUUCCAAGCAGCUCCCUGCGAAGGAUGAUCCAGAGUCCUAUGCGCAGAAUCCCAAGCAACAACGGCUUGAGAUUGCCUGUGAAUUGUAUGACCAUCUUACGGCUGGCCACGAGACUAGUGCUGUUGCUCUCACCUACCUUUUCUGGGAACUCUCGAAGCAUCCUGAACUGCAGAAAGCCCUUCGCGAGGAACUGUCUACUCUCGACCCGAAGAUUGUAUAUCCUCCACCGUCCGCUUCUGCAGAGCUGCCCUCGGCAAAGUCCAUCGAUUCGUUGCCUUUACUCGAGGCAAUAGUCACGGAGACAUUGCGCCUGCACGCACCAAUCCCAGGAAUACAGCCUAGGGUGACACCCUCUCCAUCGUGCACUCUUGCUGGAUACAAAGAUAUUCCUGCAGAUACCAGGGUGAACGCACAGGCCUAUUCCCUUCACCGCAACCCGGAGGUUUUCCCAGAACCCGAGAACUGGGAACCGAAACGGUGGCUGAAAGGAAUCAAUUCCCCCUCUGAGCUGGAUGAGAGAAGAAGGUGGUUCUGGGCUUUUGGAAGUGGCGGCAGAAUGUGUGUAGGGAGCAACUUGGCUUUACAGGGUUCGGCAGGUCUUUCCUCGUGUGCAAAUAUCAAGCUGACAUGUCCACAGAGAUGA
Messenger RNA from Aspergillus clavatus NRRL 1, 1500 nucleotides. Its product is annotated as cytochrome P450. The record is from RefSeq and is a predicted model, not a curated record. The transcript is spliced from 2 exons. NCBI's taxonomy places the organism in Eukaryota, Fungi, Ascomycota, Eurotiomycetes, Eurotiales, Aspergillaceae. Gene Ontology annotation, molecular function: heme binding; oxidoreductase activity, acting on paired donors, with incorporation or reduction of molecular oxygen; iron ion binding. Bases 1 to 1500 code for a protein of 499 amino acids.